GACAGAGUUAUGUUGAGAAUAAUAUAGAGCAUUUUUGUGGAAGUUUACUUUAUAAACAGAGAGGUAUUCCCUCAAUAUUAAACUUUCAAAGGUCACCAAGAGAAAUGGAGGAGAAGAGAGCUAUGUUGAUCUCGCUGAUCCUAUUCAUGUUGUUUUCCAGUUUUACAUUCGAAAUAGUGGCUGCAGAGAGUUACUGCCAUGCGCAACGCCGGGUAUUAAUAAACGCGUGCAAGAGAUUGAUCAUAAGACAGUCUCCAACAACUGAAUAUUGUCUUCGGAUCAGGAAGACUCCUAUGUGGUGCGUUUGUUCUAUCAUAACUCCACAGCUGGCGGCCCUCGUCAAUGCCAAUGAUAUAAAUUACGCGGUUGGGGUCAUCCGUCAAUGCGGUCGACCAGUAGCCCGUGGUACUAAGUGUGGAAGUCUUACGGCUCCUUGGGUGACGGUUAAUAGGAAAUCGCGAUGCGUCUAAAAUAAUGGACUAUGUUGUAACGUUUCAGCGUUGUUAAAUGCCAAUUCUGGUCUCGUUAAAUCUCUUUUGUUCACGUCUAAUAAAAUAAUUUUAUAAAGAAA
Molecule: messenger RNA, 571 nt
Organism: Thlaspi arvense
Lineage: Eukaryota; Viridiplantae; Streptophyta; Magnoliopsida; Brassicales; Brassicaceae
Source: the annotation of a GenBank genome assembly